Messenger RNA from Schistosoma rodhaini, 1462 nucleotides. The record is from the annotation of a GenBank genome assembly. Lineage: Eukaryota; Metazoa; Platyhelminthes; Trematoda; Strigeidida; Schistosomatidae.
GUCAAGGUUAACGUUUGUUCGCGUAAGAGGAACACCAUAAAUAUUCCAAAACAAACGCAGCGCAAUUAUUUUCACUAUCAAAUUGCUCAAAUUUCCUUUGAUUUUCAUAAGCAAAUGAAACCUAAAUAAAACAUCCAGAAAUUUCAUAUUACCAGAUCAUCAAAAACUCCCAUAAUAAUAUCAUAGACUAUUUCAGUAAGAGAAUCUCCAUUAUAGUUUGCUAAUUUAUCUUGUAGCUUACCUGAGGGCUGCAAUUGGUAUGGUUUCUAAAUGUUUUAUGUGCUGGAAAGAAACUGGUCAACUCAAUUUCACACUUUGAUUGUAAAUUUGUGUUUGUCCAGAAAAUAUCAGUCUUAUGUCUUGUAAAACAUAGUUGCUCUCUUACAAUAAUCAUAAUGAACUACAUGGUUUAUCUCCGAUAAAAUCAAUUAUAAAUUUUGAUCUUUUUUUGAAAUCAUCAUUCCAAAAAACAGCCAACUUGUUGAAAAAUCUACUCGCAAGGAUUAUUUACGAUGACUUCAAAUUCCCUGAUAGAAGCGGGCUCAAUUGUUAUGCUUCGAGCCAUAGAACUUGAGAAACAAUUAAAAUUUACUGAAAGUUUAACAUGCUAUGAAGAAAGUAUUGGUUUAUUCAUCAAAGCUCUUCGUUCUAUUCCUGAUAAUACACAACCAGAAUUCAAAGACAGAUUCAGGCUGAAAGUUUCAGAGUAUAUAACCCAUGCAGAAAAACUUAAGGAAAAACUUAAAAAGGAAUCGGAAAAUGGAAAUUAUCACGAACAAGUUGUUAUAGAGGAAGGUGCUACUGGUUACGGUUACAAAAAGGUUUUUGGAAGAUUUCUUGAAGAUGGUACAGUUAGCAAAGUUUGGGUGGAAGAUCCGUAUAUCAGAAAUAGUUAUCAAAUUGAGAAUUUUUCUCACUUUUGUGAAGUCAUCAUUCAAUCAGUGUCGAAGGUAAAAUAUAUUUAUUUGACCACUGGAGAAGACGCCCAGCAUCCAGAUGAACAAAUAGAAAAGUUUAAUAUGUUAAAGGGUGAUUUAGAAAAGCAUUCAGUUACUUUUGAGUGGACAUUCUCGGAUACCUUACAUGAUCGAGAGAUACGAUUUGAUAGUGGAUGGAUUGUUAAGAUUGGUCGUGGGUUAGAUUAUAUACGUCGACCUGAACAUAAAUUUUGUGGUCUCGGUGUACAUGACUAUGACUUUCGGACAUGUUCUGCAACAACUAUUGACAUAUUUCAUUCUUCUAUUGUACGUCAAGAUACAUAAAGAAAUAAAUAUGAAUUUUUCUUUUUAAAAACUACUAUAGUAUAUGAUAUUAUUAUCUAUUUACCCUAAAGAUUGAUCAGUAAGGGGAGAAUAAAAACAUCUUGACGGCCUCCAACCUACAACAUUUCUAUAACUUUCCAUUUUCAUUAGUCUUUCAUCUUUUCUAAAAAAAAAGAAAUUAUGUUACAGAAUCAUUUUUU